AGCUUCUCCAAUGAUAGACUGCAACAGACAUAUAUAUACUCCCUUGCCUGUUCUAGUUUCCACGGAUACGUGAAUAUAAGUUCUCUGUGCCAUUACCAAAAGAUCAACGAAAAUGGCGUCUGACCAAGGUCGGGAUCGGCAACGUAGGCUUUUCCGGUAGUGUCUGUUGCCAAAUUACAAGCCAAUUGCUACUGGGAACAAUAUCGCACUGCCAGAGAUAUGAUAUUUAGCUGCCAAGUGGGGCAAAAACUUAGCAGCAUAGAUGAAAAUCCAAUUCCUCAACCAGAAGAUCCUGUUUACUCAUCGGAGGAGGAGGCCACGCGGGACACAGCUAACGAAGAGAGCAAGGAGGAGAAGAUACCCCAGGAUUUCAUGGCGAAGAUGAAUACAAAGGUGAGCAAGGAGGAGAAGAUACCCCAGGAUUUCAUGGAGAAGGUGAAGACAAAGGUGAGCAAGGCGAUUACUAAACGGCCCCCAGAGCCGCCAACCAUCUGUGAGGUCCCCGGGGACCUAACGGACGGAAACAAGGGCGCCUACACCCCCAAAGUGGUCUGCAUCGGCCCGCUCUUCGACAGCCACCGCAGCACGGCCAGCAUGCUCAGGCUGGAGAAGUACAAGUGGUGCUGCGUCCGCAAGCUCAUCGUGGGGCGCCAGCGGCACGUCGCCGCCACCAGGUGGUCGCCGGAGGUACACGAGCCGCUGCUUCUCGAAUGCUUCAGAAAGAUGAUGCGGCUCGUGCCGCGAGUUCGUGCCGCCUACAGCACCAUUUCUUCUUCUUCUUCCUCCUCCAACGACGACGUCUUGGCCUUGGGCGGCACGAGCGACGAGCAGCUGGCUAUGAAGAUGCUUCUGGACGGCUGCUUCGUCCUCCGACGCCUGCUCAAGUUCGACCGGGUAGCGAAACUAGGAUCCAGCAACAAUGUUGUCAAGGACCGGCGCGACGAAGAUGAAUUGGACGAGUGGAGCCAGAUGAUGGGCCGGUGCUGGGUGUGGGGAACCGUGAAGCGCGACCUACUGCUGCUGAGCAACCAGGUCCCCUUCUUCGUCCUCAGGAAGCUCUCCAAGCACCUCAGUAAUACUGGCAAUGGCGGCGACCUCGUCAACGGCGGCCUCCAGCUGCUGAGCUCGCUCUAUCCUCGCCGUCUGAACUCGGCACCCAUCGCCUGCAAGGGCGUGCACCACCUGCUCCACCUAUACUACCUCUCCAUCGACUUCCCGAGGGACUUGGAGACGCCCAAUCGUCCCAAUGAGCCACUACUGCUGGAGCCAGAGGCUGAGCUCACGUGGUGGCUGCCGUGCGCCAAGGAGCUAGAGGAGGCCGGCGUUGUGUUCAUCCCACGGACACGGGAGCAGGGCGCCACCAGCUUCCUGGACGUCAGGUUCCAGGGAGGCAACCUAGAGAUCCCGCCGCUGCAACUAUACGACUACAGCGAGCCCCUGUUCCGGAACCUCAUCGCCUUCGAGCAGACAUACCCGGGCACGCCGGGCCGCAUCACGGCGUACUUCAUCUUCAUGGACUGCCUCCUCAAGACGGCCAAGGACGUGCGGCUCCUCCACCAGAGCGGGGUGCUGGUCAACCACAUGAAUGGCGAUAGGGCUGACACGGCCGUGGAGUUCUUCAGCCGCCUCUGCGCGGAGGUGCACACCUCUGCAAACCGCAACUACCUCGCCGGCGUCAUGGAGGACGUCGCUAGGUUCCAGAGAGGGAGCUGGCCCCGCUGGCGUGUCGCCCUGGUGAGCGGCUACCUCACCAACCCGUGGGUGAUAACUUCCGUCGUCGCCGCCGCUGUCGUGCUUGCCCUUACUGUGCUGCAGUCGUACUACUCCGUCGCCAGCUACUACAAAUAAUUAAUUAAUGAAUUCCUUUAUACUCCUUCUUUUUCAUAAAGAAUGGUGCACACGCUUUUCGAGGUGGAACUUUACUCAACAAUUAAGCCAGUAAUAUGUACAUUAUAUGUAUAAAUUUAUAUUGUUGGAAACGUUUUUUAAA
Brachypodium distachyon (stiff brome) is the source of this 1990-nucleotide messenger RNA. Its product is annotated as UPF0481 protein At3g47200. Lineage: Eukaryota; Viridiplantae; Streptophyta; Magnoliopsida; Poales; Poaceae. The transcript has 4 exons. The coding region runs from base 220 to 1848 and encodes 542 amino acids. The record is from RefSeq and is a predicted model, not a curated record.